Molecule: messenger RNA, 2274 nt
Organism: Pogona vitticeps (central bearded dragon)
Lineage: Eukaryota; Metazoa; Chordata; Lepidosauria; Squamata; Agamidae
Gene: COQ6
Product: coenzyme Q6, monooxygenase
Biological process (GO): ubiquinone biosynthetic process
Cellular component (GO): mitochondrion
Molecular function (GO): FAD binding; 4-hydroxy-3-all-trans-polyprenylbenzoate oxygenase activity
Source: RefSeq, a predicted model, not a curated record
UGUUGUCAAGGUGUUCGUGAAGUAAUUUCCGGCCGCGUCGGGCUGCCGUAAUGUGUCAUUUCCGACGUAAUGGCGGCGUUAGUGGGUUUGUCCCGGUGCUGUCUCCUUGGGCCUCCUCGUAGGCAACGCCUUUGGCCCCGCACCAGACCUGGCAGGACCCCGUUCCCUCGGGGUUCGAUGAGAGCCAGCAGUUCGAAGGCGGUGUACGAUGUGGUGGUGUCCGGAGGGGGCAUGGUCGGGACGGCCAUGGCGGCUGCUCUGGGUCAUGAUGUUCAUCUCCGUGAUAAGAAAAUUCUCCUCCUUGAAACUCGCCCAAGGAAAGUGUUUAACCAGGUGUCAGAGAAUUACAGUAAUAGAGUCAGUGCUAUCACACCUGGCUCAGCGACAUUUCUCAGUAGCUUUGGUGCUUGGGAAGAUAUAUGUAAUAUGAGAAUCAAACCCUUUCGGCGGAUGCAGGUGUGGGAUGCAUGUUCUGAUGCCAUGAUCAUCUUUGAUAAGGAUAACUUGGAAGAUAUGGGUUACAUUAUAGAGAACAACGUUAUCAUGGCAGCUUUAACCAAACAGUUGGAUGCAAUUUCAGACCGUGUGGAAGUUCUCUACAAGAGCAGAGCAGUUGGGUACACCUUCCCCCUUCAUUAUCAAACCUCUGAUUCAAGCCCUUGGGUCCAAAUUGAUUUAGCAGAUGGACGCAGACUUCAAACCAAACUGCUGAUUGGUGCAGAUGGGCAGAAUUCCGUGGUCCGGAAAGCAGCUGGUAUUCAGAAUAUUCAGUAUCGCUAUGACCAGUCAUCGAUAGUUGCCACUCUUCACUUGUCCGAGGCAACAGAUAACAACGUAGCAUGGCAAAGAUUUCUUCCAUCUGGACCAAUUGCUCUUCUUCCGCUCUCUGACACUGUCAGCUCUUUGGUUUGGUCAACAUCACAUGAACAUGCAUCACAGCUUCUGAGCAUGGACGAGGAAAGUUUUGUAGAUUCUGUAAAUUCUGCUUUUUGGAGCAAUGCACAUCACUCAGAACUUAUUGAUACGGCUGGAUCCAUGUUCCAAUCUGCUGUUUCUUUCCUGAUGCCAUCAGGGACUGCAGGCCGCCAGCUGCCUCCAAGUGUUGCAAAAGUGGACCCAAAGAGCCGAGCUGUGUUCCCUCUUGGAUUGGGGCAUGCAACAGAAUAUGUCCAACACCGUGUGGCUCUGAUUGGGGAUGCUGCUCACAGAGUACAUCCUCUAGCAGGCCAAGGUGUAAACAUGGGCUUUGGGGAUAUUGCAUGCUUGACACGUCAUCUCAGUGCUGCGGCAUUCAGUGGGAAGGACCUAGGCUCUCUGAAGCAUCUGCUGCAGUAUGAAGGAGAAAGGCAGAGACACAAUGUUUCUCUAAUGGCUGCUAUUGACUUAUUGAAGAGAUUGUACUCUACAAGUGUAAUUCCUUUUGUGUUGCUUAGGACAUGGGGGUUGCAAGCAACUAAUGCCAUACCUCCAGUUAAAGAACAGAUCAUGGGAUUUGCUAACAAGUGACAGCCUCAUAAAUCAAGUACUAUUGACUGCUGAUGGUUGCAUGGACUCAUCCAUUAUAAGACUAUUACAUUUCAUCUAACCUAUUUCAAACAGAAAAAAAACCUUCAAGACGUAUGGCAUUUUUACAUUUGCUUAUUCUGAUGGAAGUUCUUCCUUCUUCCAGUGAAACUGGCAGUCAAUUUUCUCCUAAAAUGCCAAUGUAGUCUUACUUAGUACUGGGAUAUCUGGAACUGUAAAGACUGUUUGAGCAAAAUGGUGUUGUUGGAAUGAACAGUAAAGUGUAGUUUGAGGGAAAGAGGCAAAAACCAGCAUAGAACAUGUGGAUGUCUUCUGACACAGAAGGACUUUAUCCUGCCUUCUGCAAGAUCCAGUUCUACUGAAGAAGCAGUUCUGUCAGCGGAAGAACUUCGUUGGAUUCCAGUCAUUCUCCUGCUUCAAAUGAGAAAGACUCUAAGCGGCCAGCUUAGUCAUUUAUCAUGUCUUUCCCAUUUUUUUUUUCAGUCUUGUCCUCUUAGACAUAUCUGGGAUAGGGAUAUUGCUUACCCACUUGGUCUCAAGGUUAUAAAAUUCUAUUCUACAGACAGAAUAGCAUAAGUAAGUCUCAGUGAAAGGCAAGAGUCCAAAAAUAUUCUGUUAAAAAUAUUAUUUUAAUUACUAAAAUAACAUUCAAAGUUGCUUUGCCUUAUUCAUGUACAAAACAGUUCAGCUUGAUAUUAAUCUAACUGUAGUACAGCACCAAGUAACAUAAACAUAGCUAAUGUGCAAGGA